Messenger RNA from Hansenula anomala, 1212 nucleotides. It is a transcript of the gene MAK11, whose product is annotated as Mak11p. The record is from RefSeq and is a predicted model, not a curated record. Gene Ontology annotation, molecular function: protein binding. The annotation marks the transcript as partial. NCBI's taxonomy places the organism in Eukaryota, Fungi, Ascomycota, Saccharomycetes, Phaffomycetales, Wickerhamomycetaceae. The transcript has a single exon.
AAAGACCCAAAGUCUUCUUCAAAACCAAGCGUAAUCAAACCAACAAUCAUACCUCCAACCAGCUCCACCACCUCUACUUCACAAGCCAAAACUCAAUUCCGUAUCUAUGUGGGAUCAUAUGAACAUAACUUAUUAUCACUUUCUUUGAUUUUAGAGAAGGAAAAAACACCUGUAUUCCAGCCAAUAUUCCACUUCCAAGCGCAUGCUCUAUCUAUCAAAUCUAUUGCUGCUGCUAAGAGAUAUUUAGUCACUGGGAGUAAUGAUGAACAUAUCAAAAUUUAUGAUUUACAGAAAAGAAAAGAAUUGGGUACAUUAUUAGGACAUCAAGGAAGUAUCACUUCAUUAAGAUUUUCACAUGAAGGGCAUACAGAUGGUGAAGAAGUUCUUGGAUCAGGUGCUAGUGGGAAAUGGUUACUAAGUGGAUCAGAUGAUGGUAAGAUUAUUAUUUGGAGAACAAAAGAUUGGGAAAUUUUUGGGACUUUAAAAGGUCAUAAGGGUAGAAUUAAUGAUAUAUCUAUUCAUCCAUCAGGUAGAAUCGCUGUUAGUGUUGGUGAAGAUAAAUCUGUUAGAUUAUGGAAUUUGAUGACUGCUAAAAAAGCUGCAAAUUUGAAAAUUAAAAAUGAUUGGCAAAGUGGUGAAUUCGUUAGAUGGUCAUUAACUGGUGAUUACUUCUUUGUUGGCUUAUUGAAUAAAAUUUUGGUUUAUAAAACAUCUGAAGCACAAAUUAUCAAAGAAGUUCCUUUCAAAAGUACAUUAAUGCACAUCGAAGUUUACAAGAUUGAUGAUGUUGAAUAUGCUGUUGUUGGAUUAAAUAAUGGUUCAUUAGAAUUUUAUGACGUUGAAGAUUUAACAAAAGUUGAAGAUGAUAAAGAACCAGAGCCAAAAUUCAAACUAGUUGGACAUACAAACCGUAUAAAGGAUUUCAAAUUAUACAGAGUCAAUAAUGAAACAUAUUUAAUCUCAAUUUCAUCAGAUGGUAACAUUGUUAUUUGGGAUUUGGCACUUAAAGAUCAAGUUGCAGUUUAUAACACAGGUGAAAGAUUAAAUUGUGUUGAAGUUUCUUCAGAAAGUGUGGAGAAAUUCGAAACCAUGAAGAGAAGAAUUGAUGAUAUUGAUGAUGAAGAAGCUGCUAGUGCGAGUGAGAGUGAAAAUGAAGCCGAUCAAGCUGAAUUGAAAAGAAUAAUGGAGGGUCGUAAGAAGAAGAAGAGUAAG